Puccinia graminis f. sp. tritici CRL 75-36-700-3 is the source of this 405-nucleotide messenger RNA. RefSeq lists its product as uncharacterized. NCBI's taxonomy places the organism in Eukaryota, Fungi, Basidiomycota, Pucciniomycetes, Pucciniales, Pucciniaceae. The transcript has a single exon. The annotation marks the transcript as partial. The record is from RefSeq and is a predicted model, not a curated record.
GGUCAAAAAUCCCGUCGAAAGUGGGCCAAGGGGACUCUUUUACCUGCACCCGAACUUGGAUCAUCUCCAUCGACGAGCUCCAUUGAACCUGACUUGGAAAAGUUUGAAGAACUGUCCAACUUACAGGACGUCUUAGUUCCUUGGGUUCUCAACAAUAACUCCGAUCAAAAAUCGACCGACAAGCUGACGACCUAUAACAGAUACUAUCAUCUAUUUCGCGAGGGAGAAUUGAUUGAACUGGUCAAGUGUGCCGCCGAAUCCCUUGAGCUUUCAUUCACACAACUGGACUCAGAUCUUCCCGAGUCUACUCCCCCUCAUCUGAAUGACUGGUGUCUUAUCAAACGUCACGGUUGGGAAGCAGAUAAUUGGUGGGUAGAAGUCGAGCUGGGCAUACAAGUACCAUAA